AAUAGAUACUGAAAGCUUUUCAUAACUGUCGCCACCAAAUGUGAAAAUUUGCACAAUAAGAGGUGUCAGUUAUUCAUUUGAGUUGGCCAAGACCACAUCGAUAUCCGGAGAAUCCACGCCUUUUGUCCACAACCGCCUUCAUCAUGUGCAACGCACUUUGUGAAUGCCUCAAAUGUCCUGGCAAAGUCAUUUGCUGCUGCUGUUCGUGCGCCUGCAAGAUGCUCCUGAGCAUCGUGUUUUCUGCGCUUCUGAUGGUCGUGGUUAUCGGCCUGAUUGUCUACUUCACGGUCUUCUAUCACAAGGAUAAGGAUACGGAUACCAAGGAAGUGCGGAAUCAGGUCGCUCAAAUGGCGCCCAUUGUGAAGCGCAGUAUACGCGACUACUUCAAUAAGGAAUACUGAUCUGAGGACAUGAAUUUAUACUAUAGGCUACAUUUAUAAUAAUAAUAAUUCCGUGAAAACGAAACGAACCCAAAA
This is a messenger RNA of Drosophila elegans, 476 nucleotides long. It is a transcript of the gene mex1, whose product is annotated as protein midgut expression 1. Lineage: Eukaryota; Metazoa; Arthropoda; Insecta; Diptera; Drosophilidae. The record is from RefSeq and is a predicted model, not a curated record. Bases 144 to 401 code for a protein of 85 amino acids. The transcript is spliced from 2 exons.